Messenger RNA from Triplophysa dalaica, 4908 nucleotides. RefSeq names its product fibroblast growth factor receptor 1a (gene fgfr1a). Gene Ontology annotation, molecular function: ATP binding; fibroblast growth factor binding; fibroblast growth factor receptor activity. The coding region runs from base 715 to 3162 and encodes 815 amino acids. Lineage: Eukaryota; Metazoa; Chordata; Actinopteri; Cypriniformes; Nemacheilidae. Gene Ontology annotation, biological process: protein phosphorylation; positive regulation of kinase activity; positive regulation of cell population proliferation. The record is from RefSeq and is a predicted model, not a curated record. Gene Ontology annotation, cellular component: membrane; signaling receptor complex. The transcript has 18 exons.
AGUCAGGUCUUUAUGCUCAGUGAUGUCAGAGUGUGUGAGAUUACAUCCUUGAGUGCGGAAUCUCGCUGUAUCCUCUGAAGAGCUGGGGGGAGGACGACGCCACGGACUAUCCACAGACGAGCACAUGAAAAGUUAAUUUUGCGAAACUACUCCAACUGUACGAAGACCUGCAGCUCGAGUAAACUGCCGAUUCAACGUUUUGUCUUAGUUUGUGAUUUGGAACGGAUUGUUGACCGAAGGAGCGCUAGGGGUAAAAGUUUUCCCCUUCCAUCUUUUUCACAUGGACACAAACAAAAACAGCACGGGUGGGAUUUUCUGAAGAAGAAUCAACAAAACGGGUCUGAAAUUUGUUUUUAGGUCCUGCAAGUAACACUUAAGCGAAACUAUACCUGGUCGAAGUCUUCACACGAUCUUCAGGAGUUGCACGCGCCUCCUCCGUUGAGCCUUUUCACUGAUUUCAAAUGAUAAAGUCGGAAAACAUCUGUGUUAAGAAAACGUUAUAAAAACCAACAGAGACGAUAUCACGACGGAGGAUAAAUGUGGAGUUUCGUCCAGUAAUUAUCUAGAAGUGUUUUUUCUACGAACUUUGGCAAAAUUUACACCGGGAUUGACUCUUUAAGAAAGGAUUUACUUAAGAAAGGACUAGUACUGAUGUCCUAGUUGGGUCUAUGGAGUGCUGGGCUGGGUGGAGACUUCAGAUGUAGAGGAUCCUUUAUGAUGAUGAAGAUGAAGACUAUGCUGCUGCUGAUCUCAGUUCUCCUAACUCAGGCUCUUCAAUCCCAGGCCAGACCUGCCACCCCAGAUGACACCCCGGCUGUUGCCCUGGUGGAGCCCACAAAAUUCACUCUCUAUCCGGCGGACAAACUGGAGCUGAGCUGUAAAGGUAAAGAAGAGGCACAGGAAGUGACCUGGACUAAGGACCUCAUUCCAUUGGUUGAUGGGGACCACACACGCCUGAGAAACGAUCAGCUGGAGAUCGAAGCUGUGGAGCCAGCCGAUUCCGGUCUGUAUGCUUGCUUUGCUCAGGGACACAAUAGCAACCACACAGACUACUUCAAUGUAAAUGUUACAGAUGGAUUGGCUUCCUCAGAAGAUGAUGAUGAAGAGGAAUCUUCCUCAGAGGAGACAAAGCUAUCAAGUAGCCAGAAACUGCUUCCGAUGGCUCCAGCCUGGGCUCAACCUGAUAAGAUGGAGAAGAAGCUCCACGCCGUUCCCGCCAGCAAAACCGUCAAGUUUCGUUGCCAGGCCAACGGUAACCCUACCCCGACUCUCAAGUGGCUCAAGAACGGCAAAGAAUUCAAGAGAGACCAGCGAAUAGGAGGUUUCAAGGUUCGAGAGCACAUGUGGACCAUCAUAAUGGAGUCUGUGGUGCCUUCAGACAAAGGCAACUACACCUGUUUGGUAGAGAACAAAUAUGGCAGCAUCAAUCACACUUACCAGCUGGAUGUCGUCGAACGUUCACCACACAGACCAAUUCUUCAAGCCGGGUUGCCUGCUAACCGUACCGCAGUGGUGGGAAGUUAUGUGGAGUUUGAGUGUAAAGUUUUCAGCGAUCCUCAGCCGCACAUCCAGUGGCUGAAACACAUCGAGGUCAACGGCAGCAGAGUGGGACCUGACGGACUGCCUUACGUUCGAAUCUUAAAGCACUCAGGGGUCAACAGCUCGGACACACAGGUCUUGCCGCUGUACAACGUGACAGAAGAAGAAAGCGGAGAGUAUAUAUGUAAAGCUUCCAAUUAUAUAGGCCAAGCCAACCAAUCAGCAUGGCUCACCGUUACAAAGCCCUCUAAAGAUCCUCCCCCAGGUCCACAGCACAACCAGACCUACCUGGAGGUGCUGAUCUACUGCGUGGGCUUUUUUCUCAUCUGCGUGAUGGUGGUGAUUGCUGUGUUGGCCAAAAUGCACAGCUCGGCCAAGAAAAGUGACUUCAACAGUCAGCUGGCUGUCCACAAGCUAGCCAAGAGCAUCCCUCUGCGCAGACAGGUGUCUGUAGACUCCAGCUCCUCUGGAAGGAUGCUGGUCCGGCCCUCCCGUCUCUCUUCCAGUGGCUCCCCAAUGCUCUCAGGGGUCUCUGAAUAUGAACUGCCUCAGGACCCACGCUGGGAGGUUUCCAGAGACGGGCUGGUUCUUGGGAAGCCGUUGGGAGAGGGCUGCUUUGGGCAGGUGAUGAUGGCCGAGGCUCAGGGGAUGGACAAAGACAAACCCAACCGUGUCACCAAAGUGGCUGUCAAGAUGCUAAAAUCCGAUGCCACAGAGAAGGACCUGUCAGAUCUCAUCUCUGAGAUGGAAAUGAUGAAGAUUAUUGGCAAACACAAGAACAUCAUCAAUCUGCUGGGAGCCUGCACACAAGAGGGUCCUUUGUACGUCAUUGUGGAGUUUGCAGAGAAGGGUAACCUGCGAGAAUACCUGCGUGCCCGUCGUCCUCCUGGAAUGGAAUACUGCUACAACCCUGAUCAGGUGCCCGUGGAGCACAUGUCAGUCAAAGACUUGGUUUCUUGUGCGUAUCAGGUGGCACGUGGCAUGGAAUACCUGGCAUCCAAGAAGUGUAUUCAUAGAGACUUGGCUGCCCGUAAUGUCCUGGUAACCGAAGAUAACGUCAUGAAGAUAGCAGACUUCGGCCUUGCUCGAGACAUUCAUCAUAUUGAUUACUACAAGAAGACCACCAAUGGACGUUUGCCUGUUAAAUGGAUGGCACCUGAAGCUCUGUUCGACCGCAUUUACGCCCACCAGAGUGAUGUGUGGUCAUUUGGGGUAUUGCUUUGGGAGAUCUUUACUCUUGGAGGCUCACCGUAUCCAGGUGUGCCUGUAGAGGAACUGUUUAAACUGCUGAAGGAAGGUCAUCGUAUGGACCGUCCCUCCACAUGCACCCAUGAACUGUAUAUGAUGAUGAGAGAUUGCUGGCAUGCCGUUCCAUCUCAGAGACCCACUUUUAAACAGCUGGUUGAAGAUUUAGACCGCACCCUCUCUAUGACAUCCAAUCAGGAGUAUCUGGACCUGUCUUUAUCCCUGGACCAAUUUUCUCCGAAUUUCCCCGACACGCGCAGCUCCACCUGCUCUUCAGGUGAAGACUCCGUGUUCUCCCACGACCCCAGCGCCGAUGAACCCUGCCUGCCCAAAUUUCCCCCACACCCAAACCGCGGAGUGCCGUUUAAGAAGCGCUGAGCUCCCUCACCUUCCACACUUAACUCAGUAUUCUUCAGUGUGCUACCUGGCUGGACUCAGCCCAUGAACUCCAGGAGAUAAAGCUUUGCCACAUAGCACACUACAGAGUUGCCUGGAGUGGAAGCGCUUGACAUGGAGAUUGUGAAUUAAUCCAUCUGGAAGAGAACAAACCGGACACCUACAGACCCCAUAUUACAUGUUGUUAUAAAGCUAUAGGGCACUUGAGCAAAGAGUGGUGUGUCCGCAUUCGUGAAGACUUUUCCAAAGACAAUUUGUAACUGGCAGCACGAAGACCUUAAUGAAUGACUGUAAUAGUGGCACAGAUUGUGGGAUGUUUGGAGGUUUCGAUUAUUUUCAACUGGAGGUGAACGACGAUGUUUCGUAUGUUGUUACUCAGACCAAAUUCUUCACUAUAAAUGCUCUGCCCAGAUGAAUUUUAACAACGGCACACAUCUGACUGACAGUCUUGUAAAUACAGCUAGAAAUGUAUAAAUAUGAAUAUAUAUUUACACUCUACCCUUAUUUUUAUUACACCUUGAAUUACGUUGCUUUUUUGUACCUGGAUGCGUAUGUGUAGAUCUUUUUGAAGUGUAGCUUUUUUUGAAAGGGGCGCUAAAACGUCCCAAAGAAUUGUAGAUGAAAUUAUAUAUAUUAAGAGCUGAUAUAUGGGCAGUUUUGUUACUGUUUUUUCAGUAUCAUCGAUUCAGAAGUGGCUCAGAACUGCUGCUAUCUCAUAUAGUACAACAUCCGUGUUAAGCUAUAUAUGUAGGCGACCAUUGUUGAAAAGACAACUAGCCUACUUUUUAUGGUUGUUCUCUUAUUAUUUGCUCUUUAUACACUCUUUGAUGACCAUUGGAAAAAGGUAAAUUCAGAUGAACGCAAAUGUAUACCGCCCUAAUAGAAAAUGACCAAUUUGAUGUAAUGAAAUGUCCACACGCUAAAAGCAAAGGUGCCUCUGUCGCGGUGGGAAAAACCUGCACAUCAUUUAUGUUAACACUAGAAGGAUUACGUCCAAUAAAAUUCUGUUGAUAAACAAAUCACGAAACCUUUCACAGUUUGAAAAACAUCAUAAACAACCUUGUAAAUAUCUUGCUGACGAGUUUACAACGUAAAUUGUGUUUACAGCAAAACUGACGUUGUCGUUUUGCGUAGGUUAGCAGCGCCGAUGAAAUAUCUCAAUGCCUAGCUUACGGUGUAAGCGCCCGGUCCCGCUGAAAGCUAAGAGUGACCGUUAAUACUUUAUUUAUAGUGGUGCGAAUGACCCUUCUUCGUAAGGUGCUGUGCUACAAAUGCAUCAGACUGAAGGCGCUGUUUCCAACGGUGACUGGCUCACAGCCAAUGAAUGAUGCAUCACUUCCGCAACACACAGGCUUGAUGCAGCCAAAUGAACCUUUCUGGCCAGUACCAGCUCACGACUCCUGCCAAGACAAAAGUGCCAGGCUUGAUUUAUACGGUUAAAGACUACGGAUUGAAGGUUACGAGGUAUACAGCAGUUUAAAAUUAUUGCCGUUUGUCUUGUUGCAAGUGUAUAAUAUGUUUAUAGGACAGUUGCGGUAAAUUUAAAUUUUUGGUACGUUAUGUUUUAAAAGAGAUAACGCAGGUCAAACAGAUGGACUACUGAACGCUUGUUAUAUGUUUAUUCGUUUUCUAAAGCAUGUGCAAUUUAAUUUGGAAUUGGAGCGGAGUCAACGCAAAAUGUACAGCUCUAAUUCAUCAAUAAAUGUAUCAGCUUUUACUUUUUUGUAA